Molecule: messenger RNA, 1961 nt
Organism: Sarcophilus harrisii (Tasmanian devil)
Lineage: Eukaryota; Metazoa; Chordata; Mammalia; Dasyuromorphia; Dasyuridae
Gene: NTMT1
Product: N-terminal Xaa-Pro-Lys N-methyltransferase 1
Exons: 5
Coding region: 413-1084 (223 amino acids)
Cellular component (GO): cytoplasm
Molecular function (GO): N-terminal protein N-methyltransferase activity
Source: RefSeq, a predicted model, not a curated record
GCGGAAGGAAGUGACGUAGAUAGGACAAAGGGAACGCACGCUGGCUCCGCACCGUCGCUAAACCGGAGUCUCGGUGUUGAGGCUGAGGUUUCCUGGGCUGCUGCUGCCUUUGUCACCCCCCCACAUACACCCGGUUCUAGGUGACCCACUGCCCUCUGUCCCGAGGGUGAGUAGCGUGGGGAAAACCCUUGUGAGGACGGCGACAGCACUGUGUACUCUAUCCUAUCUCAAGCAGAAUGCUUCUUUAUCUUUCAAACCUCAACCAAGUGAAGUAGCCCCUCAGAUGCCAAUUAGGUAAAAUAUCAACUGGGCCAUUGUUAGCUGCUGGUGAAUGGAAACUCUUUAGGGAAUGAGGAGAGGAUCCAUAGCUUAUUGUGUUGGUAUCCAGGAAACGGCCUGAGUUGGUUGCAACAUGACAAGUGAGGUUGUGGAAGAUGAGAGCCAAUUCUACUUGAAGGCAGAGAAGUACUGGAAAGACGUCCCACCCACAGUGGACGGCAUGCUUGGAGGGUAUGGCCAUAUCUCCAACAUCGACAUCAACAGCUCCAAGAAGUUCCUGCAGAGGUUUUUGAGGGAAGGUCCAAAUAAAACAGGAACUAACUGUGCUUUAGACUGUGGAGCUGGCAUUGGUCGAAUCACCAAAAGGCUGCUCUUGCCACUGUUCAAAGUAGUGGAUAUGGUUGAUGUUACAGAGGAUUUCCUGAUUAAGGCCAAAACUUACCUGGGUGAGGAGGGGAGAAGGGUGAGGAACUAUUUCUGUUGUGGCCUACAGGACUUCAGCCCAGAACCAAACUCCUAUGAUGUCAUUUGGAUCCAGUGGGUUAUAGGUCACCUGACUGAUCAGCACCUUGCUGAAUUCCUACGAAGGUGCAAGGCGGGUUUGCGGCCCAAUGGCAUCAUUGUCAUCAAGGAUAAUAUGGCUCAGGAAGGGGUGAUCAUGGAUGAUGUGGAUAGCAGUGUGUGCCGGGACCAGGAGGUGGUACGCAGGAUUGUCCGCCAUGCAGGUCUUAACCUCCUGGCUGAAGAGAGGCAGGAGAACUUCCCGGAUGAGAUUUAUCAAGUCUACAGUUUUGCCAUGAGAUGAGACAGUUUGGCAUGAGAGACAUAAGAAGGGACCAGUGUGGGGUUGGGGGAGGGGGGAAUUGGAGCCAAAUGACACCUGUUGGAUCCAGCAGUGUUGUGUUAUGGUUCAGGAGUAUAGAAACAGCCCCAUGGAGGCUGCUAAAUACACCUGUAUGUUUGCUGUCAAUUUACUCUGUAUAGAUUGUAUAUUUAAAAGAAAAACCAGACACAGAAGGGAAAGUUCUGCUGGACAAGAUAGAAGGUGAGUUGCAGGGCUUCCAAAGCACAAAGUGCCAGCCAACUUUUUUGUGUGUGUACAAAAUAGGAAGAGUAGGCCUGAAUCAUAAUUAUCUCCUAACUUCCCCCUUCCUCCAAAAAAAUUUUUUUCCUGUAUGCCUAUUUGGGGACUUAUUUUUCUUCUUGGAACACAGUUAUACAUGAUAAGUUCUGGGAAAAACACUGAUCCUACCAGAUGACUUUUUUUGUUUAAACCAAAGGUCUGGCUGCCUUAACAGGAAGUAAAAUCACCUUUAACUUUGUAUCUAUGAACAUUAAAAAAGAAUCCAUUGUUACUUAAUUGGGAAGCAAAUUGUUCUCGUCCUGUUGGGAGUAAAUUAAGGCUUUUGUUUUCCUUUCACAGCCCUGGUUAGUCUAAGCCUCACUUUGGUAAGGGGAUUUGGGAUUUCAGGCUAUUCUGUGUUGUGGGACUCUUGGAUGUUUCACUAAGUAUUUACUUGUCUCCCUCUCCUUAAUGAUUGUAACAAUUAGGAAAAGGGUUAAAGCCCCUACGGUUGUUUGCAGAUUGGAGCAAAGAAAUGGUGCCUUGCUUUUGAAUGUGGUUCUUCUUUGGCAAGCUGUUAGCAGUGUCAUUUUCAGUCAGAAAUAAAAGGUAAAUUCAG